CGGACCCCAAGUAUCCAACUUGUUUAUUGUAUUAUUUCAAUACUUCUUUAGGGCGGAGAGAAGAGGAAGCAAAUGGCAAAAGAUAUCCCGGAGAUGACGUUGAGCUCCGACGAGAAGGGGAUGCCGGCGGUCGGUUUGGGUACAGUGUCCUACCCGCCGGUGUCUAGAGAGGCGAUGCAGUCGGCCUUCUUUGAAGCCAUCGACGCAGGCUACCGCCACUUCGAUACCGCAUCCAUGUAUCAGACGGAGUCGCCGCUUGGCAACGCCAUAGCUGAGGCCCUCCGGCAAGGUCUCGUCGGAAGGAGGGAUGAACUUUUUAUAACUACCAAGCUGUGGGGCACCGAUAACUAUGCCGGAAGCGUUAUCCCUUCCCUUCGCGAGUCUCUUCGAGAGCUUCAAUUGGAUUACGUUGAUCUUUAUCUUGUGCACUGGCCGGUUAGUAUAAAGCCCAGUAAGGUUAAGUAUCCAUUUUUGGCUGAGGAUGUUCUUCCUAUGGACAUGAAGUCCGUGUGGGAGGAAAUGGAAGAAUGCCAGAAAUUAGGCCUUGCUAAGUCUAUUGGAGUGAGUAACUUCUCUUGUAAGAAGCUAGAUCAAAUACUUGCAACAGCCAAGAUUCCUCCGGCUGUCAAUCAGGUGGAAAUGCAUCCUCUUUGGCAACAAAAGAAGCUAACCAACUUUUGUAAGGAGAAGGGUAUAGUUGUAAGUGCUUACUCCCCUUUGGGAGCAAAUGGAGCUCCAUGGGGAACAAUAAAAGUCAUGGAAUGCAGGGAGUUAAAGGAGAUAGCUGCUGCAAGAGGAAAGUCCAUAGCACAGAUAAGUUUGAGAUGGAUAUAUGAGCAAGGUGCGAGCAUAAUUGUGAAGACAUUUAACAAAGAGAGAAUGAAAGAAAACCUUGACAUAUUUGAUUGGAAAUUAAGCGAGGAGGAUUUGUAUAAGAUAGAGCAGCUUCCACAAUACAAAGGAUGCCGAGGAACAGAAUUUUUAAACCACAACGGCGGUUUCAAGUCCCUUGAGGAGCUUUGGGAUGGUGAGAUAUAGUCAUGGGGCGAAAUCUUAAUUUGCUUAUGAAUUACUAAAUAAAGAGAAAAGCAUAAGGUGAGUCCCAAAGAACCGUGUAGUAUUUAUUGCCUUAUAUUGGCGUGGUGAAUAACUCUGUCAGGUAAAAGAAAAACAGAAGUAGAAAGCAUGACAGAAGAAACUAUUACUUUCUUGUAAUUUACAUUUAUUGACUGCCUUUUUUAUAAGUGCUUUGUUUGAAGUCUUAGGUUUC
Messenger RNA from Dendrobium catenatum, 1270 nucleotides. Its product is annotated as non-functional NADPH-dependent codeinone reductase 2. The record is from RefSeq and is a predicted model, not a curated record. The transcript has 4 exons. Lineage: Eukaryota; Viridiplantae; Streptophyta; Magnoliopsida; Asparagales; Orchidaceae. Gene Ontology annotation, cellular component: cytosol. The coding region runs from base 73 to 1038 and encodes 321 amino acids. Gene Ontology annotation, molecular function: aldose reductase (NADPH) activity.